AAAAAGCCUCGCAUCUCUCAAUUUCACCUUUUCCUUCCAAGUUAGCAUGAAAAUUUACCAAUUUCUCUCUAUUGUUGCGUGAUGGAGGAAAGUGCAUCAUUAGAACCACCAAAUUCAGCACCUUGGCUUGUUUUUCCAUACGGUGAAGAAAACCUCUCAUCAAGGUUAAUUGUCUUAUGUGAUGUUAAAGAUGACAAUUCAAUGCCAAAUCAGAAAUAUGGGGAUUGUUUUCUAUGGAACCCUUUGUCAUUCGAGACAAUUCAAUUACCAAGUUUACUCCCAUGGAUUACUUCUCAGCCUCAUGGUAUGUAUUUUAUUGAUUGUGUGUUAUCAUCACCUCCUAGAACCAAUCUUACUGAGGAUGUUGAUAGUAAUGAUAAUGAUGAUCCAUUAGUUUUAGUUCUUUAUCUUCCACUGUCGGAUCCUGAAUAUAUCGCCUUUAAUUACACUUUCUUAUUCUGCCAUCCUGGAGAAAAUCAAUGGAGAACUCAAUUGUUUUCGGAAGAAAUUAAUGGGCGCACUUUCGAGGUUGAGUACCUCCAUUGUUUUAAAAAUAAGUUAUAUGCUUUGGGUGUCACUGGGCAUUACCUAGAGAUCGAGAAACAACACCAAGUUAGAGAUGGUGAUGAUAAUGUGUCCCUUUCUAUAAAAUCGUUCCAAGUAAAUGACCACACUUCUGUACCGCUGCAUGGGGCAAGAGAUGUUUGUCUGGGUCAAACGCAUUUUGUGGAAGGUCAUGAUGACAUAUUCAUGGUAAGAAGAAGUUUCAAUGAUAGAGGAUCUGAGAAGAUAAUGAUAUCAAUGCGUAUAACCAGGUUGGAUUUCAUUUUGAUGGAGUGGAAGUUGGUGAAUAGUCUAGGUGAUAAUGUUCUAUUUGUUGGUCCGGAAAACAGAAUUUGUUUCUCAGCUGCCAAGUUGGGACUCUCAAGGGGUUGUUUGUAUUACAUUCUACCUGUUGACCAAUUUGAGCUGUACUGCCUUCCGAUGGGAUACCAAAUCUCUCCUGCGGAUAUGCGGUUAUUCAAAUUUGAAGUUGAAGGUGCUGAGGACUAUGACAUUUCACCGUAUCUGAGGCUGCCGGAACCAGUAUUUGCACCUGAUUGGAUGGUGAUGCCUAAUGGACAGAGAAGAAAGGUAGGUAACAUGAAUGUUAAUGAAGAAGACCAAGAUGACAUCUCGAAGGAAGUGGGAAACAAAGCAAGCGCAUCUAGUUAUAAUUAUUCAGAGACUGAGAGCGGCAAGCAGCUCUUAAGACUUGGUGCAGUAGAAUUAGAAGAAGAAAAAAUACCAUGGGACAUUCUUAUCGAGGAUAUGGUGGUUUUGAUUGCAAGCUAUCUGCACCCGUUGGAUUAUGUGCACUUUCGAUCAGUUUGUAAAGCCAAUCGACAGAUAAUGCCUGUAGGAAUGUCUACAUUUACUUCUAGCCAGGUCUUAGACGCCGCACAUUUAUCCCCAUUGCUAUUGUUUUCUAGAGAUAACAGCUCCACUGUCUACAGUUUAGCAAACCCGAUGCAUGAUAAUGAGAACUACCUCAUGAACUUCUCAGAAUUGCUAUUAGAUGCCACAAUACGUUUUCAGAAAGGGGGUUGGCUACUUAUGUCAAGAGAGAUUAAAUUAUUCUUCUACAAUCCCUUCACUAGAGAUAUCAUUUUACUUCCAGAUUUUCCAGGUUGUUAUUUCACAGUUGACAUUUCUUUCUCCUCCAUACCGACUUCAUCAGACUGUAUUGUUUUCGCCGUCGAGGGAAAUGCGUCACCUGAUGUCAAUGAAAUCUCUUUACACUGCAUUAGAAGAGGGGAACAGGUUAUGACGGAGCUUUGGGAAGUUUUAAUUUAGCGAACGGUAAUAUAUAUUGGGAGGUUCUUGAGAAACCUCGUAAACAAUUUACGGACUCAUAUCCAAGUUAUUUGGUGAAGUGCGGAGAUGACCUUUUGUUAGUGAAACUUGGGUGUCUGGAUAUGCCAGUUAGAAUCUUUAAAAUUGAUUUUGCUGAAAUGGAAUGGGUUCAAGUUGACAGUUUGGGGAAGCAUAUUUUGUUCAUCAGUGACAUUACUUGUUUUUCAGCUAUCGCUCCGAAUAGUAGGAUGGAGAACAAAAUAUAUUUCCCCAGAUUAUGUUUGAAUGGUGAAAGGGUUUUAUUCUUUUCACUUGAAACAGGUAGCUACCACUCUUUUGGGAGUCAGCAUUUUGCUAAGAACUUUUGUGGCACAAAAGGCUGGCCUAGAAACUGCAUUUGGAUUGAACCCGGUUGGUCAUUAUCGACUCCUCAAGAGCUGGACUGGUCCAAGCCUCCGUCACUACCGUGAAGUAAAGUUCUCUAACAAUUCUGUGUAUUUUUUUUUUAAAGGUUUAAUUUCUGAAAAGUAUCUGCUCAAGUUGAGAUGAUGUGUAUCAUCUCCCAACAUUUCUGGCAGAGAGAGUUCUUGUUUAAUAAGGCUACCCUUGUUUUGAGAUGCAUUCAUCGCCAUAAUGCAUUUUGUGCUUGGUCUGCUACUGCUAGUAUCAUCUUACCUAAAAUAAUUCUCUAUUUUGUCUACGAUGAGGAGAACCUUUACAGUGAAUUUAAUUUCGUGAGAUGUAUGCCCAAUUUGAAUUCUGGUGUCAAUUAUUGAAAAUGUUCCCCAUUA
Messenger RNA from Papaver somniferum (opium poppy), 2627 nucleotides. RefSeq lists its product as uncharacterized. The record is from RefSeq and is a predicted model, not a curated record. The transcript has 3 exons. The coding region runs from base 82 to 1836 and encodes 584 amino acids. NCBI's taxonomy places the organism in Eukaryota, Viridiplantae, Streptophyta, Magnoliopsida, Ranunculales, Papaveraceae.